This is a messenger RNA of Ipomoea triloba (trilobed morning glory), 2752 nucleotides long. Its product is annotated as ABC transporter G family member 11. Gene Ontology annotation, cellular component: membrane. The record is from RefSeq and is a predicted model, not a curated record. The transcript is spliced from 10 exons. Bases 386 to 2530 code for a protein of 714 amino acids. NCBI's taxonomy places the organism in Eukaryota, Viridiplantae, Streptophyta, Magnoliopsida, Solanales, Convolvulaceae. Gene Ontology annotation, molecular function: ABC-type transporter activity; ATP hydrolysis activity; ATP binding.
UUGGAUGGUGGGUUAAUGAAAUGAAAAUGAAGGUGGUUGGUUGGUGGAUAGUAGUUAACAGCAUCAACAUGUGAUGCUGUGAAGAAAAUGCAUAGGCAACUCUAACGCACAAAAACCAAACCUGAGCUGCGGAUCCGAAGAGAAGAUCAGAAACCCUAUCUGCAUGAAGCUGAGAAGCUACAGAGAUCUCCACUAACGUCCUUUCAAGCUUCUCUCAUCAGUCAAACUCACGGCAAUCGUAUCUCAUCUUCCAUUCAUACGCAUCUCGUUUCUGUAUUUCUGUUCGUAUUUGCAGUGAUUCAACUUCUACAAGUGCGGAACUUGCCUGCGGAGAUCGAUCGAGCUUAUGCUUGGGAGAUUAGUUAGUUGUUGAAGGAUAUUAGGAAUGAGUGCGAGGAUGAGGAACUCGACGGCGGAGGCGGCGGCGGCGGCGUCUUCGUCGGAGGUGAUGAUGGAGAUAGAGGCGAGUAAGCCGCAAGGGAAUGGGAUGGUGGUUGGGGGGUUGAGUCCUCUCAGUGAGACGUUGUGGAAGGAGAAAACUAACACGGAGUUCAUGGGAGAUGUUUCCGCCAGGCUGGCAUGGAAGGAUUUAACGGUUAUGGUUACUCUCGGCAAUGGAGAAACUCAGAAUGUUCUGGAAGGUCUAGUCGGGUAUGCGGAGCCUGGAACCUUCACCGCCCUCAUGGGACCUUCCGGCUCCGGCAAAUCUACUCUCCUCGACGCCCUCUCCGGCCGCCUCGCCGCCAACGCUUUCCUCUCCGGCAGAAUCGUCCUCAACGGCCACAAAGCCAAGCUCUCCUUCGGAACUGCGGCAUAUGUUACGCAAGACGACAACCUGAUCGGAACUCUGACCGUCCGGGAAACGAUCUCCUACUCUGCUCAGCUGCGGCUGCCGGAUAGGAUGCCGAGGACGGAGAAGCGCGCGCUGGUGGAGAGCACUAUCAUAGAAAUGGGGCUUCAGGACUGCGCCGAUACGGUGAUUGGGAAUUGGCACUUGCGAGGAAUCAGCGGAGGAGAGAAGCGGAGAGUGAGCAUCGCCGUCGAGAUCUUGAUGCGGCCCAGAUUGCUCUUUCUCGAUGAACCUACCAGUGGCCUAGACAGUGCCUCAGCGUUCUUUGUUACCCAGACACUGAGGGGUCUGUCUAGAGAUGGAAGAACAGUAAUAGCUUCAAUUCACCAACCGAGCAGCGAAGUGUUUGAGCUGUUUGACAGAUUAUAUUUGCUUUCUGGGGGGAAAACUGUGUACUUUGGUCAGGCUUCAGAAGCAUACGAGUUCUUCGCGCAAGCAGGAUUUCCUUGCCCGGCUCUCAGAAACCCGUCAGAUCAUUUUCUGCGGUGUAUCAAUUCUGAUUUUGAUAAAGUGAAGGCUACCCUGAAAGGCUCAAUGAAACUCAGGUUUGAGACAAAAGAUGAUCCUCUUGAGAAGAUUACCACUGCUGAAGCUAUUAGGAGACUAGUGGAUUUUUACCAUACUUCUCAGUACUACCAAGAAGCAAGUGUAAAAGUGGAAGAAAUGUCCAAAGUUAAAGGAACUGUUCUUGAUUCGGGAGGGAGCCAAGCUAGUUUCUUGAUGCAGGCAUUCACCCUUACGAAACGUUCGUUUGUUAAUAUGUCAAGAGACUUUGGUUAUUACUGGUUGAGGCUUGUUAUCUACAUUGUGGUAACUAUCUGCAUCGGAACCAUCUAUCUCAAUGUGGGAACAGGUUACAGUUCCAUCCUGGCUAGGGGUGCAUGUGCAUCGUUUGUGUUUGGUUUUGUCACAUUCAUGUCGAUUGGAGGGUUCCCUUCGUUCGUGGAAGAUAUGAAGGUUUUUCAAAGAGAAAGGCUGAAUGGUCACUACGGCGUGGCUGCAUUUGUGAUCAGCAACACCUUCUCUGCCAUGCCAUUUCUGAUUCUGAUCACUUUUCUGUCUGGAACCGUGUGCUAUUUCAUGGUCCGCCUCCACCCAGGCUUCAUGCAUUAUCUAUUCUUUGUGCUGUGCCUAUACGCAAGCGUCACCGUGGUUGAGAGCCUCAUGAUGGCCAUAGCCAGUGUGGUUCCCAAUUUCCUGAUGGGCAUCAUCACAGGGGCAGGAAUUCAGGGGAUAUUUAUGCUAGUCUCGGGAUACUUCAGACUCCCUAAUGACAUCCCAAAGCCUUUCUGGCGUUACCCAAUGUCCUACAUCAGCUUCCACUUCUGGGCUUUACAGGGACAGUACCAGAAUGAUCUGAAGGGAUUAGUGUUCGACAACCAGUCACCAGAUCUGCCCAAAAUCCCUGGCGAGUUCAUCCUGGAGAACAUAUUUCAGAUCGACGUGAACAGAUCAAAAUGGGUGGAUCUCAGCGUUCUGUUCAGCAUGAUCAUCAUCUACCGCGUCAUAUUCUUCAUUGUAAUCAAGAUAAACGAGGAUGUGACGCCGUGGAUCCGAGGAUACAUAGCCAGGAGGAGAAUGCAGCAAAAGAAUGGGAACCAAACAACCACUGUUGCGCCGUUUGGUCUCACCCAGUCCCCUUCAUUGAGGUCCUACGUUCCCGCUCCUCCCAAGAAGUAGAUCACAACAAGAAUCAUCAAUCAUAGGUUAUAACCUCCCAAGCUUUUGCAUACUUGUAAUAUGUAACAAAUUAAAUACGAGAGAUGCUGUUUUCUCUACGUUAAUUAUUAUAUGCUUUCUUGCUCUAAAUACAUGGAAUUGGCUCUUUCUUAGGCCAAUUCAUUCAUUAUAUUCCUCACUCCUUAUUAAAUUAGUGAAACGAUUAUUUCUACUUUUGAAUUA